CGAAGGGAUGAGAACGCGUGUCGCAGUUUCUAACGGCGGACGUUCCUAGUCGCAGCUUGAAGCCGGAACGCGGGAAAACGAUACAAGAUAUCAAGAUGAGGGCUGCAGUGAUAUUAGCGUUAUUAACGGUAGCAUUGUCACACGUUCUAGCGACUCCGAUAGCGCAUAAUACAGAUCAGGAUCCUGGAGAAGUAAAAUCUGAUGGUCCAGUAAAAGAAUUAGAAAAUCUAAAAAGGGAAGAGACAAGUAAGGAGACCGUUCCUGGAAUACAAAGUGAACAUAUGGAAUUUCACCGACUUGAUUCUGUAAAAGCGAACGGUGAACUUGUUUCUCGGCUAGAGCAACACGCCUCAGUUGAUGCGACGGGAGAUGAGAAGCCUCUUGUACAUGCACAGACUCAGCUUGAUUUACACGCUGAGGAUGUUCACAAAGUUUUCGUACAAGAUGGAUCGCACGUAAGCAUGCUAGACGCGACUGCUGCUACAACCAUUGCACCCGAGGAACAAACCGCUAAAAUAUUCCACGGCGCAGCUCGCUUGAUCCAACCUGGGUCUGGGACGAACACUCCCCAAAAUGGACACACAGCUGUAAGGCGUGCAUUCAACGCCGACACUACCAAGGAGAUGAAUAAUAAUAUGGAUCACUACUCUUCAUACGCGGGUGUGCAAUAUUCUCCGCUGGAUAUGGCCGAGUAUGUUUUCUGGACCGGAGACGAACGGGGCGUUACAACGGCUAUCGAAGAGUUUCUACAAGAAGGAAUGAUGACAAAAGAAGAGGCCAUAGCGUUUCUGCAGGAGAUCAAGUUCAAUAUCGAUUACCUCCGCGCUCACUACACGCAGAAUAUAAAGGAAGCGGAGGAGAGCGCGCAACAAGAAAAACUGAGAAACUUUAUAAUGGAACAAAAUGCUAAGGAGUACCAAUACCACCAGAUACCUCCCCAGUCGUUUCCGUUCGGUGGAAGCCCAGACAUCAUCCGUUCCAUAUCUGAAAAAACGUGGGACAUGAGUAACAACCUCGGCGCGAUACCCUCACUACCCAUUACAAGCGACCUGCGCCCUGAGCCCGUGAAGCGGACUAACGAUCCCAUGCUUCAGACGAAUGUCAUACGCACGUCUGACUACGAUCGUGAGACUCCAGUCAUCAGUGAGGAAGAGUAUGAGGAAAUGAUGGACAAGCUACGAGCGGCCGACACCUUGUACACCGAGUAUACCUUGGAGGAGAUUAUUUACCAACUGGCUAAGAUGAUGUUCGCGCAGUCGCUGGGGCGCGAGGCGGUGUCGGCGCGCGCGGCCACGCAGCGCUUCAUGGCAUUUCUGGAGCUCGAAGCGCAGCGCGGACAGCUGUCGCGCACCAUACAGAAGAAAGUGCUCGACGUGAUGAUGGCAGCAUUGACAGACACGAUCAACGAUCACCCCGAACUUCUGCAGGCGCGGGAUGGACUUGGCCUAUCUCCGUCUAACCGAAUAAUGCAUCAAUUCUUGGAGACGAGCGCCUCAGAACCGAGCGUGUCCCGAGCGAUCCUGGCAGCUUACAAAGAUGAACUCCUAAAAGGACCGCCUAUGCAUAAAUCCUCCUUUGCCGAGAGAAACUAAAUCAAACGUAUAACUUCGCAUUUCAAGUCUCCUGCCAUUUGAUUUGAUCUCUAUCUUAGUUUUGCUAAUAUUUCCUUAGGAAAUACAUACAUUACAUAAUGCCAAAACGUAGAUCGUAAGAUUAAUUUGAGCUUUUCGAUGGUUAAAAUACUAUAAAAAUAUAGCCGAUUAUUAUUAGCGUAGGAAAUAAUCAAUAUUGCUUGUGACAAUUACGUCAUACUUAAUAUUAUUUAUUUAUAUGUUAUAAGGUAGCAGAUGAAAACAAGAGUUUCGUUUUAAACAUCUACUGGUUAGAUUUAAUAAAUAUUCAAGUUACAUUAACACAUACAUUUUUAUAUGGUUAAUAGACAUUUAUUACUUUAGUAGACGAAAUAUAAUGAUUACAGUCUACAUAAUUGUUAAAAUUUCAGACCAUUUUAUAAGUAUUAUCGAUAUAGACAUAUUAUAUAUCGGUAAAAGAAUGAGAUUUAAGAUAUUUACAGAUAAGCAAUUUUAUAACUGGCAACUAAAACACUUGGAAAAUGGAUAAUACAGUAUUAUUAAUACUAUUUAAAUUAAACUGACAUCACUGACUGUAAGAAACAUACACAAUUAUGUUUAAAAUAUAAUUGGUUUUUUUUUAAACCUAAGUGGCUUAUCCGUAAGUAUCUUUAAAGGAUAAAUGUUAAUGUAAAUUAUUUAUAAUAGAAUUCUUAUAAUAAAGUAUUAUACAUAUAUAGAAAAAAAUUGUAAUAUUUACUCAGAAACUUGUAAUACAUAUUUUUCUAUUUCAUAAUUAAACAUUAUAAUGUGCUUUCUGAUCAUUGGAAUAACUUUCAAUCUGCAUCGAAUAUUAAGAAUAACUUGUUCAAUAAAUUGAAACACUUAUGAGAGAAUAUAAUUUUAAACAGUUGCAAGUGCAUAUCAGAAGUACUGCUACAGAGACAUAUCAUUACUCUGUUAACUUUAUUUGUUUUCUCUUUAACCGAUAUCACAAAGCACAUCACAAUGUAAGUUUCUAUCUUAAAAUUCUUAUCUAUUUAAUAGUAAUAACUUGAAAAUCUACUUGAAGACUUAGAGAAAUCUAUUAGAAAUUAAAUAUAUUGCAAGACUUAAUUCAGCAUUGUUAGGAUUGAUGCUAAGGAAUCGGCGUAAAAUUUAUUAUAUCUAUAUUAUUCUUUGAAAUAUAUUAUGAAUUUAAUAAAAAAGUUUUA
This is a messenger RNA of Nymphalis io (European peacock), 2785 nucleotides long. RefSeq lists its product as uncharacterized. NCBI's taxonomy places the organism in Eukaryota, Metazoa, Arthropoda, Insecta, Lepidoptera, Nymphalidae. The record is from RefSeq and is a predicted model, not a curated record. The transcript has 14 exons. Bases 96 to 1592 code for a protein of 498 amino acids.